AAUCAAGUCCAUGGUGGAUGGAGGAUAGAGCAACGUGAAAGACGCUCUCAAUUCUCAGAACUAAAAGCACAACAAGGCUGGACUCCAGGCUAGUUUUGAGCGGGAUCUCGAUCAAAGUAAAGUAAAGUAACGGUAACUUGUUUGAAAUUACUUUUGGAGUGCGCAAAGCACCAUGGGAAGCUCGCGCUGUUUAAAAGUUGUUCCAGAACGUCACAAACGUUACCGUGGAACGUCAACACAGUUUUAGCGACGUAAACAAGCCACUAGCGACUCAUACAGAUCGCGCACGCUUGUUCAACGCUUAUCGAGAAAUUCUCGUAUUUCUAUACUUAUACAUUAUAGACAAGUAAAAUAAUACCCAACAUGGGGUGCACAAACACCAAAGUUCACCCAGUGAAUUUUGACCCGGUGCCUCGAGCCAAGGAGACCUGGUUCGAAAGGAAGGUUAAGCGACGCUCGGGGAAGGUGAAACAAAACUUACUCAGUUGCUUCACGAGGGACUCGAGUUUGAAGACCAGGAAGAUUGCGUGGGCUGAGCAGCCCAGCAGUGUGAAGACCACACAGAACAUCGAGGACGCAUUCUCAGUGAAGACCACACAAAGCAACGAGGACGCAGUCUCAGUGAAGACCACGCAAAGCGAGGAAGACGCACUCUCAGUGAAGUGCACACUAAGCAACGAGGACGCAGUCUCAGUGAAGACCACGCAAAGCAAGGAAGACGCACUCUCAGUGAAGUGCACACUAAGCAACGAGGACGAAGUCUCAGUGAAGACCACGCAAAGCAACGAGAACGCACUCUCUGGAGAUAGCAGCUUUUCUGAUGACGUCUCAGAUGUCUCUACAUUAACAACAGAGUCUGAGAGUAGCAGCUUUUCUGAUAACGUCUCUGAUGUCUCUACAUUAGCGACAGAGUCUGAGAGUAGAAGCUUUUCUGAUAACGUCUCAGAUGUCUCUACAUUAACGACAGAGUCUGAGAAUAGCCGCUGUUCUGAUGACGUCUCAGAUGUCUCUACAUUAACGACAGAGUCUGAGAGUAGCAGCUUUUCUGAUGACGUCUCAGAUGUCUCUACAUUAACGACAGAGUCUGAUACUGAGAGUAGCACGUCACGCGGAUCCUUCGAAUCAGUCAUCGACCUCCCCGUUUCCCCGCCCAAACCAUCACGCGGGCAGACGACACCCGUCUCGAAGACGAGAGAAGAAAUCCUCCUCAAGAACAUCGCAAGAGCAGGCUUCCAGAUCGACCCAGUGCCACGGAAUGGGGAUUGUUUUUUCGGUGCGGCCGCCAGACAACUCGGCAGAGGAGACCCCCGUAUUGACACCACCGCCCUGCAGCUCCGCAAAGACCUAGUGCACCAUAUCAGGGCCCACAGUGAGAAGUUCUGCGUAGCGGUGCCAGGCGGCUUCUGGGCGUUCCAACAGGAGUUGGACAGGCUGGCACGGCGUGGCCACUGGUGCUCGGAUGUUGCAGACGUCCUUCCGAUCGCUUUGGCGGAUUUUACUUCAAGAGAGGUGGUGCUGAUCACCAGCACCGACAUGCAGAUCAUGGUGCUGCCGCCAGAGGGCGAGGAGUCAGGAACCCCGCUGGUCUUGGCCUACCUGACUACCCCGGGCGGAGAGCACUACGAUGCCGUCAGGUUCGUGGGAGGCUGA
Messenger RNA from Branchiostoma floridae (Florida lancelet), 1650 nucleotides. RefSeq lists its product as uncharacterized. NCBI's taxonomy places the organism in Eukaryota, Metazoa, Chordata, Leptocardii, Amphioxiformes, Branchiostomatidae. The record is from RefSeq and is a predicted model, not a curated record. Gene Ontology annotation, molecular function: structural constituent of ribosome. Gene Ontology annotation, cellular component: mitochondrial small ribosomal subunit. The coding region runs from base 364 to 1650 and encodes 428 amino acids. The transcript is spliced from 2 exons.